This is a messenger RNA of Symbiodinium pilosum, 396 nucleotides long. Lineage: Eukaryota; Dinophyceae; Suessiales; Symbiodiniaceae. The record is from the annotation of a GenBank genome assembly.
GGCUUGGCGGCCAACUUCCCUGCAGCGCAGAAGGAGCUCAAAGAUCUGCUCUCGCUGGUCGAAGCAGCGGCUGGCUACAGCAAGGAUCUUUGUGUGGGUGACUGGCUCAAGGCAGUGGAAGCUGUGGAGGCCGUUCUCGGAACGUCACCGCCCGAGGCACCUGGCCGAUGCACAACAGAUACGUGCCGGGUGUGGACGCUCUUCCACUUCAUGUCCCUCGCCGAGCGGCACGAAGUGGCAGGUGCGCUGUCGGCAGAGGAGCUCGUCGAGAGCAUCACGGCCUUCAUCACGCACUACUUCCGCUGCGAGCACUGCCGGAAGCAUGCGCUGGAGCAGCUAGGCGCGGGCGCGUAUGGUCGAGAUGAGCUCAUUGCUAAGGGAGCAGAUGGGAUUCCG